AUGUUACGAGCAUAUCCAAUACUGACUGGCCAUGACCAAGCAGCAUUUGCUAUCGCUAAGGAAUUUCAGGACAUCAAGGAUCUUCCUCCUCCUGGAGACCCCGUCUACCGUUGGCCAGCAGAUCUCUUGAAGCCCGAUCUUGUCUUCUUCAUCAACUCACCGGACAGAGAGAGUGGACAUUGGAGAGUCACUCCCAGACCUAAUGUCUUCAAACCCAAGUUGGUGGAAGUGAUGAGGCGAAUGUACGGCAUGCCAGUACUGGAGCUCAAUGACACGUUCCUCUACGACGACAUCCUGCUGAGAAUGCAAGGACAUCUCGACAGUUACCUCCCUGGCAGGCUCAAUUUCCAACAGGUCUUCUACAAGGAUAUCAUCGGUCAGGGCAACAACGCUGAUGAACAAACAUAGAACUCGUGUCCUUUUUAUAAGUAAAAAAACAAAAAUCUCUAUA
This is a messenger RNA of Homalodisca vitripennis (glassy-winged sharpshooter), 451 nucleotides long. RefSeq lists its product as uncharacterized. Bases 1 to 408 code for a protein of 135 amino acids. The transcript is spliced from 3 exons. The record is from RefSeq and is a predicted model, not a curated record. NCBI's taxonomy places the organism in Eukaryota, Metazoa, Arthropoda, Insecta, Hemiptera, Cicadellidae.